UGAGGCGCAAGGCGGAAGCUAUAAAAGAUCCAACAUGGCGCCGAGAAGUCAAAAUAGAAUCAUCCUGCGGCGUUAAAACUACUUUUUUUUUUUAACUGGUUAGCUCGACAACCUAUGUCCUGUCUUAGUAUUUUAUGGUACCUCUCGUCAUGGGAUUUUAAAUUGGUUUAAACACGAAUAUCUAAUUGGGAAACUGCGGACAGAUCAUCGGAGGAGCGUCGACACUGAGUCAUCAGCAGCGGCGGCCAUGUCUCUGAGCGAUCCCGUCGGCGACACGACACACUUCCUCUCCGAUGACAGCGAGGGGGAGGAGCCGGGGGCGCGGCCUGGCCAGGAGGAGGAGUCACCGAGCGGCGUAUCGGUGAACAGGGCGAGGCUAACCGUGGCUGUCCUCUUCUACAUCAACCUUCUGAACUACAUGGACCGCUUCACCGUAGCGGGUGUGCUUCCUGAUAUCGAGAACUACUUUGGCAUCAGCGACGGGAACUCUGGCCUGCUCCAAACGGUCUUUGUCUGUAGUUACAUGCUCCUGGCGCCAUGCUUUGGUUACCUGGGCGACCGCUACAACAGGAAAUGGAUCAUGUUAGUAGGCAUCUCCUUCUGGUCCCUGGUGACGCUGGCCAGCUCCUACACACCAAAAAACAGUUUCUGGGCUCUGCUGCUGACCAGGGGCCUGGUGGGUGUGGGGGAGGCCAGCUACUCCACCAUCGCCCCCACCAUCAUCGCUGACCUCUACGUGAAGGAGAAGAGGACCGUCAUGCUCUCGGUGUUCUACUUUGCCAUCCCGGUCGGCAGCGGUCUUGGCUACAUCGUUGGCUCCUCGGUGGACAAAUUGGCCGGGGACUGGCAUUGGGCCUUGAGGGUGACCCCGGGGUUGGGCCUCCUGGCGGUGCUGAUGCUGCUGUUCGUGGUCAAGGAGCCCAAGAGGGGGGGGGUGGAGGCCCGUCCCGAGCACCAGCUCCAGAGGACCAGCUGGCUCGCCGACAUGAAGUCCCUCAGCAGGAACUGGAGUUUCAUGCUGUCCACGUUUGGUUUCACGGCGGUGGCCUUUGUGACGGGCUCGCUGGCCCUCUGGGCGCCCACCUUCCUCUACCGGGCCGCCAUCUUCACGGGCGAGAAGCCGCCGUGUGUGUCCGCCAACUGCGACAACUCUGACAGCCUGUACUUCGGCAUCGUCACGUGUGUGACGGGCGUCCUGGGCGUGACCAGCGGGAUGUUGGUCAGCCGGAGCCUCCGGAAGCGGACCCAGCGCGCCGACCCCCUGGUGUGCGCGGCCGGUCUGCUGCUCUCCGCGCCCUUCCUCUUCCUCGCCAUCAUCUUCGCUCAGUCCAGCACCGUCGCCACCUACGUCUUCAUCUUCCUUGGCGAGACCUUCCUGUCCAUGAACUGGGCCAUAGUGGCUGACAUACUGCUGUACGUGGUGAUUCCGACGAGGCGUUCCACAGCGGCAGCGUUCCAGAUAGUUCUGUCCCACUGCCUGGGAGAUGCAGGAAGUCCCUACCUCAUCGGAGUGGUAUCUGACUCCCUGAGGAAGAGGGAUUCGUACCUGUGGCAGUUCCGCUCCCUGCAGGUGUCCCUGAUGCUCUGCUCCUUCGUGGCCGUGGUUGGAGGGGGCUUUUUCCUGGCCACCGCCCUGUUCAUCGAGGGAGACCGCAACCGUGCAGAGAACUACUCCCCCUCAGCAACAGAUGACGAGCCAAUUGUGGUUCCCAGGAGCGGCCGGUCGACCAAGGUGCCUGUAUCAAGUGUUCUGAUUUGACGAGAGGACACGGCCGCAGUGACGUGAUUGGCCACGGCAUUCAACACGGCGGACUUGGGAUUUCUGCACAGAUUUGCACAGAUGUGUUUUAAAGACGGCGGGACUUGUUCUGUCAGCGCGGGCAGGGUUUUACUGAAGGCUUGGCUCUUCGCUCCGGACUCUGUGUUUUGAAUAAUUAUCUUUCCCUCCCUACUGUACUAAGCGGAUCUUAACCAAGUGCUCCCCCCCUGUUGAUCAGUCCGAGAAACACAGACCCACCUUGCCCUUUUUUAAUUUCUUUUAAAUUAACGGAACUGUCGCCUGAAAUGAUCCUGGAUUGGUCAGAAACGCAUGCCAAUCCCUAUCUGGCCAAUCACGGGACAGUGAAUGUUGAAAUAUAUUUCCGUGUCCUCAGUAUAACCCCUUCUGAGAAGCAUCCUUGCAGCAAAACCUUUGUUUUAAACAUAAUUUUUUUUUAGCGUUAAAGUGUCAUUUUCUUCUUUUAAUUAUUAAUUAAUUAUUUUUAUUAAUUAAGAGGAACUCUAUCUGUUGUUUGUCGCUUGCGGAACCUGCUCCGUCCUGGACUCCGCUACGGAUUUUAGAGGACGCCGGAUCCUGAUCCGUUAAAACUUGGUUGUCCCGGUUUUCGCUGGACCCAGCCGGCGGCUGUGGCUCCGGACGCGGAGGUUUGAGAGCCUCAGGGGACAGGCAGACCGGGGGUCCGAUGUGGGUCCUGUCCUCAGUGGUUGGUGGCUCUCAAACGGGCGUAGGACUGUUGAGUACGAAGCCUCAAGCACACACUGUCGUCUGUGUUUCCAGAACAUUCUGGUGGGCAACGAUACUGUAAGGUGGUCCACAUUCAAACUUUUGUUGCAUUUUGACAUACAUUCUAAGUUUGCUAUAUCAUCUAAUAUGAUUUAUAAAGGUUUUAUGUUUUUUAUUUUGGAAAAACAACAAAACGUGUUAAUUUACAUGAAUUUAUUUUAGCCAAUUACUGUUUUAUUGUGUGAAAUAAAUGUGAAGAAAAAACUCUUCAA
Molecule: messenger RNA, 2775 nt
Organism: Gadus macrocephalus (Pacific cod)
Lineage: Eukaryota; Metazoa; Chordata; Actinopteri; Gadiformes; Gadidae
Gene: spns1
Product: SPNS lysolipid transporter 1, lysophospholipid
Exons: 13
Coding region: 248-1759 (503 amino acids)
Biological process (GO): transmembrane transport
Cellular component (GO): membrane
Molecular function (GO): transmembrane transporter activity
Source: RefSeq, a predicted model, not a curated record